Phycomyces blakesleeanus NRRL 1555(-) is the source of this 315-nucleotide messenger RNA. RefSeq lists its product as hypothetical. The transcript has 3 exons. NCBI's taxonomy places the organism in Eukaryota, Fungi, Mucoromycota, Mucoromycetes, Mucorales, Phycomycetaceae. The record is from RefSeq and is a predicted model, not a curated record. The coding region runs from base 1 to 315 and encodes 104 amino acids.
AUGCAACACAGACAAGACCCGGUAAUACAGCUACUAUUUGGUUUUGCAAAAGAUAUUUUUGGUACUGAUAUCCAAGAAUACGAAAAUUUCUUUGUGGUAUUAAAACAAAUCUGUAAUCAAGCAAACUCUCAGUUUUCCAAGCAUCUUCAGGAUAAAAUGAAGUGGGAUUUUUCUUACAAAUUAGAAAAGAUAUUGGUCUCUUUAGCAGUUACAGCAGUUCAAAAAGUGCAAAUAUCAAAGUUUAUUUUACCAGAUAAGUCAAGUGGGGCAGUUUGUUUAGGUGAAUCAAUGUUAAUCCUAAGCAGCAACACUUGA